GCGCCGAAGAAGCCAGGAGCGCCACGCAUGCGCUUAUGGAGUGAGGAGUUGGAGCUGCGAAGCUGGGGAGGGUUGACUAAGAAGAGGCUCUUGGGGCGAAGCUGGUUUCCCCUCUCCUUCCCCCCUCCCUCCCUCCCUCCUGAAAAAGCGGGCGGGGAGCGAGAGAGAUGUAGGAGGCCUCGGAGAAUUCCACGCUCCUUUUAUGCAGGGGCAAAGGCAGCCGCUUCCUACAGGCUGGAGCUCAAGGUUGUGUGCCUGGUUAUCUACCCACUCUUCAUCUAAUAUUCACAACAACCCUGUGGGGUGCCAUCUGCUGGCUGCCAGCAUGCCUACCCUGGAACCUGAGCAACUGACCAUCAGAGAAAUGAGAGAGGAGGAGACACCAAUUGUCUUGGAGCUUCUGAAGGAUGGAUUCAAGGAUACAGAGAACCGCCUGAUCCUCUAUGUGCUGACGCGGCCUCUGGCUUUGCUGCUGAUGGCGGUGGUGAGCAGCGGCCUGCGUUUCUUCCUGAACUCGUUUGUGGUGGCUCUCGUGCUGCCGGUCCUGCUCACCGUGGUGGCUCUGAAGCUUCUGCUGUGGCGCUCGCCGGACUUGAGGCACCUGCAUGCCUACUACAGCACAGGGCAGCGCGGGCUGUGGGUGGCUGUCUACGACGAGGACGAUGUGUGCGGCUGCGUGGCUCUGGAGCCCUGCGGCGGGGAACCACGCACGGCGGAGCUGAAGCGCCUGGCUGUGAACCGGUGGUACCGGCGCUCUGGUGUGGGCCGCUCCCUCCUCAGCUUCCUGGAGGCUCACGCUCGCGCCCAGGGCUUCAAAUUCUUAGUGGCCCAGGUCUCGGUAGUCACCAAGGCGGCGAUUGGGCUCUUUGAGAGCACUGGCUACAACAUGAGUGGUGGGCGGCGGUGGCUGGGCUACACCAUUCAGCAGGAGUUCAGCAAGGAGCUCUAGUUGGUCUGCCUGCCAGUUAGCCACUAGUCUUCAGGAAUCCCUGCCCGCCCCCUAAAUGUGGGGAAAGCACCGAGCGCCAGAAGCAAGACUGCAGGGAACAAGUCAUCUCUUAAGCCCACAAACAGGGCAGUUCCUCUCAACAAAAGUGGCUUUCUCUGCCUGGAAAAUCAGACACUGUAGCCAUGAACACAGAGCUAAUCAGGGGAAAGGGUUGUCCAUUAAGAGCCUUCUCCCCGGUCUGCCACGUCACUCAGGCUCCCUGUCAUUUAGAGUUUUCUACCAAAGCCACCCCAGGUUAUCUGUCCAUAGUUUUGAAGAGUGGAAAUAACCAAUAGUUAGUUGUUGUCCCCCACCCCAUGCCCUGCCUCUGGUCAGACUCUACACCAAACACAUUCAAAUCUUACACCAGGGUGAACCUCAAAUUCUAGGACUUGCAUAAAUACUGCAUAUCAAGCAAACCUGGAUUUAGUGCAGUUGGUGUGAAUGGCAUUUUACAGAAUAUGAGAGGGCAGGGCUCUAUGCCAAGGAGCUUUAUUUAUUUAUUUGCUAUGUUUUAUUUAAUAAUAAUGAUAAUUUUAUUAUUUAUACCCCAUCCAUCUGGCUGGGUUGCUGUAUAGCCUUGCCCUAUUCUACUGUCUUUUUGUGCAUUUGGAACUUCAUGGGGAGGAAUGCUUUUUUUGUGUGGGUGAGUGGGUGGGUGGUGGUGCAUAUUUUAGGAAUAUGCACAGGUGUGUGUGGACAACUUUUCUGCUUGCUCCAAAUCUCCCCCUCCCUCCCAAGCUGCUUUUCCUUAAAAAAAAUCUGCUGGGGUUCUGUUACACUCAUUUCCAUGCAACAUGCAGUUUGACUUACAAGAUGGCAAAUGGCACUUUGUUCUCUGUUGGAUUUGUACAGCUGUCAAACUAGGUAGAUUCGAGGAUGGUCUAGAGGUUUAUAGGUCAAGGCUGAUCCUGUCAACUGUGUCUCUAUACGCACAUGGGUGGAUUUUUUUAAUGGUAUCAUUGCAGCUGACAGGGACUUUGCCUCUAUGGAGCCUUUCAGCUUCCUCCUGAGUCCCGGGACUUGGGGUCUGAAGAGAGAGAACCUCUUCCAUGUGGCUUCUGGAUCCCAGUUCCUCCAGAGGCUGAAGCAAUUGAUAAAACUGUGGAUUGGUUGUGGGAUGGGUGGGAAUCACAUUUCCAGCUCCCAGCUUCCAAUUCAAGUCAGCCUGGGCUUGCAGCAUCUCUGUGUGUUCACCCCACUCCCCAAGAGGACACAGCAGACUGGAGACUCUAUGAUAAGGCGAUUCAGGGAAAUUUAUGAUAACACUAUAGAUAAAUAUGUCUUGCUAACGGCCUGUGAUUAUGAGUGGGAAGAAGUGGCUGGACCCAGGGGUGUAGUUCAUAAUACAGAAAUGCACCCUGCAACCCUCUGGAAUGAAUCCCUGUUGGUGGGGUCUGGGUUACCUGGUAUUGGGUGUAGAGGAGAUAUUUUGCUUUCAUUAUAAGUGCUCUCAAUAUGAGCCAUUUCCUUUUCCCCACAGGAGCGAUCCCUAAAGGAGGAACAGGGAGCAAUGGCUCAUUUCUUUUUAGCAGGAUGAUGAUGAUUUCAGCUGGAAAUCACCUUCCUUGGAAAAGUUGGGCCAUUGGAUGAGGGGAAAAAAAUCUCCACUACCCCCCACCCCACCCUCACAAAUAAAAAGCUUGCCUACCCUAGUGUGUCUAGGGGAAAUGUAUUUUCCCAAAGUGGAUGAAAACUGGGAAAUGGGCUUGGAAGUGUGAGGGUGAUAAAACAUGUCCACAAAGAUUAGAUCUUUAUAUGUGGAGAAUCCAGAGGGGAAAACUUGUGAUACAGAGAGUUGUUCCACCAAAGGUCAAAUGGCUUCCCCAGGUUUAUGUAAUUUAAAAUGGGGGUAGAUGUUCCUCCAUUUAAGAAAUGAAUGUUGGGUAGGGAGAGGGAGGAAUCCAAAUGGGUGGUGAUUUGGAGAGGGUUUCAAAACACUGGAAAGGAAUGACUUUUUGUAUGUGUGUAUAAAUAAAUAUUUAGAUGGUUUUAAUUAAAUAGUUUUAAUGACUUGGCAGUUCAGUUACACUCUGUGUGUAAACCUCAUUGGCAGAUGAAGGUUAAGAUUAGAAAUUAAUUAAAUGCACAUUUUAAAACAA
Molecule: messenger RNA, 3090 nt
Organism: Podarcis muralis (Common wall lizard)
Lineage: Eukaryota; Metazoa; Chordata; Lepidosauria; Squamata; Lacertidae
Gene: NAT14
Product: N-acetyltransferase 14 (putative)
Molecular function (GO): N-acetyltransferase activity
Source: RefSeq, a predicted model, not a curated record